AUGGGACGUUACAGCUAUAGCCAGCCCUCUCAAUCUGAGGACUUUGGAGGGGAUGGGGAGGACAGUGGGUACAGCGAAAUAGAAGCUCUGAUUCAAAUGGACCAGGCUGAGUUAAGCAACGUCAAUGGUGAGGAACUUUUCAGGUACAUGGAGGGUGAGGAGCAAGUGUACCCGCCGCAACCGGAGGUGGAGUUCGGAUUUCCUCAAAUAUGCUAUUGUGGUAGUCAACCGCAGAUCGCAACAUGUUACAGGAGAACCGAUCCAGGUAGAAGAUUCUACACAUGUCGUAAUAAGGAUGAUGGCGACUGCCAUGUGUGGAAGUGGUGGGAUGACGCUGUUAUGGAAGAGAUGAGAGCACUAGCUGGAGAAACACUUCAGUUAACUCAAAAGGUUGAUUCUCUUAACUUCUCGAGUGACCAUGAGACUGAGGAGAAGCUUCUUAGGAUAGAGAAAAUGGUGGAGGAGUUGGCGCAGAAAAAUUCAGGCAUUAGCUUUGAAACAUUUGUUGCGGUUAUGGUUAUUGUCUUUAUUUUCCUAGGUAUCGGGCUGUUGUUUAUCUGAAUGGGGAUGUUGUUCUGAAUGUGGAUGUUGUUUUAAUUAUGUGUAAUGGCUAACUCUCUGUAUUGUGUUUCUGUAAUGACCUUUAUGAUAGUGUUUAUGUUUUAAGUGUUUAUGUCUUAAUGUCUUUAAGUGGUUAUGUGUAGUGGUCGUGAUCGUCACAAGAUGUCAAAAUGAGUCACAAGAUGUACUAACAAACUCAAAAACUAUCACAAUAUGUCAAAAUGAGUCACAAUAUGUACUAACAAAAUCAAAAGUUCUCACAAGAUGUCAUAAAGAGUCACAAGAUUU
Messenger RNA from Raphanus sativus (radish), 849 nucleotides. RefSeq lists its product as uncharacterized. The coding region runs from base 1 to 561 and encodes 186 amino acids. The transcript has a single exon. Gene Ontology annotation, molecular function: zinc ion binding. The record is from RefSeq and is a predicted model, not a curated record. Lineage: Eukaryota; Viridiplantae; Streptophyta; Magnoliopsida; Brassicales; Brassicaceae.